Molecule: messenger RNA, 4946 nt
Organism: Jatropha curcas
Lineage: Eukaryota; Viridiplantae; Streptophyta; Magnoliopsida; Malpighiales; Euphorbiaceae
Gene: SEX1
Product: Pyruvate phosphate dikinase, PEP/pyruvate binding domain-containing protein
Biological process (GO): phosphorylation
Molecular function (GO): ATP binding; kinase activity
Source: RefSeq, a predicted model, not a curated record
UUUAGUCGCGCUAUCUCUGGCACGUGACUAGCUGUCCAUUUAUAUCGCCCCGGAGCUUUUUACUUUUCCUUACGUGGCCGUAUAAUUAGCUGAGACGAGGCGAAUAAUCACGAUAAAGCGCCAAUCUUUCGGUUUAUUUUCGCUCUUAAUUUCAAUAGUCAUUCACUGAAUCAGCAAAAACCAUACAGUAUUAAGCGGCCAUUCCUGAGUUUCAGAACUUCUUUAGUUUAGUUACAGAAGUUUCUUGUUAAGAAUUAGAUUGUAUAUUCCUUUCACCGGAGUCUGAAUCUAGGUGAAGUAGUGAAUCAAGGAACAUGAAUAACACUAUAGGCCACAAAUUGUUGCAACAGAGUUUGGUUCGUCCUCCGGUUCUAGAACAUCGAAGCAAGCUUAAUUCUUCUGGCAUUCCUGCUAACUAUUUAUUCCAAUCUGCUCAAGGAGUGGCGCCACCGCAAAUACGGAGGUCGCCGAUUUCAUCGAGCUUUUAUGGAAAGAGUUUAAAAGUGCGGAAAUCAAAAUUAGCCGUUGCGACUCGUCCUGCUACGGUCACUCCACGUGCUGUGUUAGCUAUGGAUCCUGCAGCCGAGCUUGUAGGAAAAUUCAACCUUGAUGGAAAUGUUGAAUUGCAGGUUUCUGUUAACCAUCCUACUGUUGGUUCUCCCACACAAGUAAAUAUUCAGAUAAACUAUAGUAGUGACUCUUUACUCCUACACUGGGGUGGUAAACAUGACAGGAAGGAAAACUGGGUACUUCCCUCUUGUCGCCCAGAUGGAACCAAAAAUUACAAGAACAGAGCACUUAGGAGUCCUUUUGUCAAGUCGGGUCCCAAUUCUCACCUCAAAAUAGAUAUUGAAGAUCCUGAAAUACAAGGCUUAGAAUUUCUCAUAUUUGAUGAAGCCCGGAAUAAAUGGUUUAAGAAUAAUGGCAAGAACUUUCAUAUUAAGUUACCUACAAGAGAGAAUGUAAUGAUUCCAAACAUCUCGGUUCCAGAAGACCUUGUACAAGUUCAAGCAUAUCUGAGGUGGGAAAGAAAGGGUAAACAAAUGUAUACCCCUGAACAAGAGAAGCAAGAAUAUGAAGCUGCACGUGUUGAGCUAUUGGAGGAAGUAGCAAGGGGCAUUUCUGUUGAGGACCUUCGAGCAAGGCUGACCAACAAAAAUGAUAGAAAUGAAAUUAAGGAACCAUUAACAAAAAGUAAGAUACCUGAUGAUCUAGUACAGAUUCAAUCUUAUAUUAGAUGGGAAAAAGCUGGGAAACCCAAUUAUUCUCCAGAGCAGCAACAGAGGGAGUUUGAGGAAGCAAGACAAGAAUUGCAAAAAGAACUGGAAAGAGGUGUCUCUCUUGAUGACAUAAGGAAGAAGAUUACAAAAGGAGAAGUCCAGACCAAGGUUUCAAAGCAGCCGCUGCAAAAAGGAUAUUUUAGCACUGAAAGGAUUCAGCGUAAACAGAGGGACUUAGCACAGGUUAUCACCAAAUAUGCUACUACAUCUGCAGUGGAAGAAGUUUCAGUGGAACCAAAGGCCUUGACGGCAAUUGAGCUUUUUGCAAAGGCAAAGGAAGUACUUGAUGGUGGUGCUGUUCUGAACAAGAAGAUCUUCAAGCUUGGUGAUGCAGAACUUUUGGUACUUGUGACCAAGCCUGCUGGUAAGACAAAGGUUUAUGUUGCCACUGAUUUCAAAGAUCCAGUCACUCUUCACUGGGCUUUAUCUAGAAAGAGUGGAGAGUGGUUGGCACCACCGUCAAGUGUGUUGCCUCUUGGUUCAGUUGCUCUAGAUGACGCUGCUGAAACCCAACUUGCAAAUAUUUCUUCCGCUGAACUUCCUCACCAGCUCCAAUCCAUUGAAAUGGAGAUCGAAGAAGAUAUAUUUGUAGGGAUGCCUUUCGUGCUUUUGUCUAAUGGAAAUUGGAUAAAGAAUAGAAACUCAGACUUUUAUAUUGAAUUCCGCGGUGGAUCUAAGCCAGUCCAAAAGGUUCCUAUCAGUUUGGAUGCUGCUGAUGGAAAAGGUACAGCCAAAGUGCUGUUGGAUAAAAUUGCAGAGAUGGAGAGUGAGGCACAGAAGUCCUUCAUGCACCGAUUUAAUAUUGCAGCAGAUUUGAUGGAGACAGCAAAGGAUGCUGGUGAAUUGGGUCUUGCAGGGAUCUUAGUUUGGAUGAGGUUUAUGGCCACAAGGCAACUUAUUUGGAACAAAAACUACAAUGUCAAACCACGUGAGAUCAGUAAGGCACAGGAUAGGCUGACAGAUUUACUCCAGAAUAUUUACACAAGUCAGCCACAGUAUCGGGAGCUUUUGCGGAUGAUUCUGUCUACUGUUGGCAGAGGAGGUGAAGGUGAUGUGGGACAGCGUAUUCGGGAUGAAAUCCUGGUUAUCCAGAGAAACAAUGAUUGCAAAGGUGGAAUGAUGGAGGAAUGGCAUCAGAAGCUGCAUAAUAACACAAGUCCUGAUGAUGUCAUAAUCUGCCAGGCAUUAAUGGAUUACAUUAAAAGUGACUUAGACAUCAGUGUAUACUGGAAAACUUUGAAUGAAAAUGGAAUAACGAAAGAACGACUUUUAAGCUAUGAUCGUGCUAUCCAUUCUGAGCCGAACUUUAGAAGAGAUCAAAAGGAUGGUCUUUUGCGUGAUCUUGGAAAUUAUAUGAGAACUUUGAAGGCUGUACAUUCAGGUGCAGAUCUUGAGUCUGCUAUUGCAAAUUGUAUGGGCUACAGAGCUGAGGGUCAAGGGUUCAUGGUUGGAGUGCAGAUAAAUCCCAUUUCAGGCUUGCCAUCUGGAUUUCCAGAAUUGCUUCAGUUUGUUCUGAAACAUAUUGAAGAUAGAAAUGUUGAAGCACUUCUUGAGGGUUUGCUGGAAGCUCGUCAGGAGCUUAGGCCACUGCUGUUUAAGCCUAAGGAUCGCCUUAAGGAUCUUUUAUUUUUGGAUAUUGCUCUUGAUUCUGCUGUCAGGACAGCCAUCGAGAGAGGUUAUGAGGAAUUAAAUGAUGCAGGGCCAGAGAAAAUUAUGCAUUUCAUCACUCUGGUUCUUGAAAAUCUUGCACUUUCAUCGGAUAACAAUGAAGAUCUUAUCAAUUGCAUGAAGGGAUGGAAUCGUGCUUUAAGUAUGUCCAACAGUAAAAGUGAUCACUGGGCAUUGUAUGCGAAAUCAGUACUUGACAGAACUCGCCUUGCCCUAGCUAGCAAGGCUGAGUGGUAUCAGCAAGUUUUGCAACCCUCAGCAGAGUAUCUUGGAUCACGGCUUUGUGUGGACCAGUGGGCUGUGAACAUAUUCACAGAAGAAAUUAUUCGUGCUGGAUCAGCUGCGGCUUUGUCCUCACUUCUCAAUCGACUUGAUCCAGUUCUUCGGAAGACUGCUCAUCUUGGAAAUUGGCAGGUUAUUAGUCCAGUUGAAGCUGCUGGGUACGUUGUUGUUGUGGAUGAGUUACUCACAGUACAGAAUAAAUCUUAUGACCGCCCCACGAUUUUAGUGGCAAGACGAGUAACAGGAGAAGAAGAAAUUCCAGAUGGUGCAGUUGCAGUUCUGACACCAGACAUGCCAGAUGUCCUAUCCCAUGUUUCUGUGCGAGCAAGAAAUAGCAAGGUUUGCUUUGCCACAUGCUUUGAUCACAACAUUCUGGACAAAAUCCGUGCAAAUGAAGGGAAAUUGUUAUCCCUGAAACCCACAUCGGCAGAUGUAGUCUAUAGUGAACUAAAAGAGGGUGAGAUAGCAUCAAGUUCAACCAACUUGAAAGAAGUUGGUUCUUCACCUAUAAAGCUGGUCAAGAAGGAGUUCUGUGGCAGGUAUGCCAUAUCAUCUGAGGAGUUCACCAGUGAAAUGGUUGGUGCGAAAUCUCGCAAUAUCUCACAUCUAAAAGGAAAAGUCCCAUCAUGGAUUGGGAUUCCUACAUCGGUUGCAUUACCUUUUGGAGUUUUCGAGAAGGUUCUUUCAGAUGGUUCAAAUCAGGAAGUGGCUAAGAAGUUGCAACAGUUGAAGAAAAAGUUAGGAGAGGAAGACUUUAGUGCUCUUGCGGAGAUUCAUAAGACAGUUUUACAGCUAACAGCACCACCUCAGUUGGUGCAAGAGCUGAAGACAAAAAUGAAAAGUUCUGGCAUGCCUUGGCCUGGAGAUGAAGGUGAACAGCGGUGGCAGCAAGCAUGGAUGGCUAUAAAGAAGGUCUGGGCUUCGAAAUGGAAUGAGAGAGCAUACUUCAGCACAAGGAAAGUAAAGUUAGACCAUGAUUACCUCUGCAUGGCUGUCCUGGUACAGGAGAUAAUAAAUGCCGACUAUGCAUUUGUUAUCCACACAACCAAUCCAUCUUCAGGAGAUUCAUCAGAGAUAUAUGCUGAGGUAGUGAAGGGACUCGGGGAAACUCUAGUAGGAGCCUAUCCUGGUCGUGCUCUGAGUUUUGUCUGCAAGAAAAAAGAUCUGAACUCUCCUCAGUUAUCAGGUUAUCCAAGUAAACCCAUUGGCCUCUUUAUAAGACGUUCUAUCAUCUUCAGAUCUGACUCCAACGGUGAAGAUCUAGAAGGUUAUGCUGGUGCAGGCCUUUACGAUAGUGUUCCAAUGGAUGAAGAAGAACAAGUUGUGCUUGAUUACUCGACUGAUCCAUUGAUCACUGACGGCAACUUUCGACAAAAAAUACUCUCUGACAUUGCUCGUGCAGGAAGUGUAAUUGAGGAGCUCUAUGGAUCUCCACAAGACAUUGAAGGCGUGAUAAGGGAUGGUAAAUUAUAUGUGGUUCAGACAAGACCACAGAUGUAAUAUUCAUAUUUCUUUUCUUUUAUCUCCUUCGAAUUUUGCCCAAUUGGCAUAUUCCAUUUUAUAUAGAUGAGAAAAUCAUAGAGAGGACAACUGAUUAAAAAGAGAAGAUACGAAUAAGUUGCAAUUGAAAAAUAUUAAUAAUUUAUAAUUUAAUUUGUUUUUACAUUGGACUUUUCCAUUGCCGUGUUAUUAGAGCUUAGACGACCUUUUUAUUUA